Molecule: messenger RNA, 3089 nt
Organism: Episyrphus balteatus (marmalade hoverfly)
Lineage: Eukaryota; Metazoa; Arthropoda; Insecta; Diptera; Syrphidae
Product: elongation of very long chain fatty acids protein AAEL008004
Exons: 9
Coding region: 734-1837 (367 amino acids)
Biological process (GO): fatty acid elongation, saturated fatty acid; fatty acid elongation, monounsaturated fatty acid; very long-chain fatty acid biosynthetic process
Cellular component (GO): endoplasmic reticulum membrane
Molecular function (GO): fatty acid elongase activity
Source: RefSeq, a predicted model, not a curated record
CUUCAUCAACUAUCUCUCAUUGCAUGCUAGUCGUACUAGUCGGCUCUCAUUCACAAACAAGAAGAUUGAUUUGUGUUAUUCGAUUCAACUGUUCACCGUUCGUUUUUUUCUUCGUUGGUGUAUUCGAUUCGUUGUCGUUGUUCGUUGCUGUCAACGCUCCGACUCGUCGUCGUCACAGAGCCGCCAUCUGCCCGCGUUUAAUUCCGAAUAAAAAAAAUCAACUCCAAACCAAAGUGAAUUGUAAAAUUUUUGUAUUUUAAAACCAAUGUGCAACGCGCUGCUCGAGUUGAGUUUGGUUUUAUCCGCGAACGGAAGAAUUACAUACACGCAAUUUGUUGCUGCUGCCGCCCUAAAGAAUAUACCUUUAUCGUAAAAAUAGGUUUUUUUUCUUUUUUUUUUUGCUAAAAAUUCUCGUCUUUCGAACGAAAGAGGAAAGUGAGUCAAUUUUUUUUUUUUUUGUCUUUGAGAAAAUAAAACCUUGAAGUGUUUUUUUCAAUCAAUUUUAUCCACGGGAUUUUAACGUGAUUUUCUUUUAGUUACAAAUUCCGUGCAUCUUCAUCAAUUUAUUUUGUAUUCCUAAAUAACAAACAAAACAAAAAAAGAAACAAAUUUCAAACACGCAUGAAAUUAACUUUUUUUGCGCAAAGACUUCUCUUGGAUUAAUCGCCGUAUUUAGUCAAUAUUCUAGUUUCAUUUAUAUUUAUAAGAUAACAAAAACAAAUUAAAACAAAAAAUGGCGGUCAUGUUGCAUGAAUUGUAUGAUUGGUACAGAGACCUACUGGACAAUCGCAGUGACCCCAGAGUAAAAGACUGGCCAUUAACUUACUCACCAUUUCCCACACUGGCACUAUGUUUAUUCUAUGUUUACUUUAGUAAAUCUCUUGCACCAAAGCUCAUGGAGAAUAGAAAACCAUUUAACCUUAGGAAAGUUUUAGUAUAUUACAAUUUAUUCCAGACGAUAUUUAGUGCGUGGAUAUUUUAUGAAUAUUUACAAAGUGGAUGGUGGGGUCACUAUAGUUUUAAGUGUCAACCUGUAGACUACUCAACCAGUCCAAUGGCGAUGCGAAUGGCUCGCACCUGUUGGUGGUACUACAUAGCUAAAUUCACAGAAUUCUUUGAUACGCUAUUUUUCAUUUUGCGCAAGAAAACGGAACACGUAUCAACAUUGCAUGUCAUUCAUCAUGGUUGCAUGCCAUUUUCAGUUUGGAUGGGCAUGAAAUUUGCACCAGGCGGCCACAGUACAUUCUUUGCGUUACUUAAUUGUUUUGUACAUAUUGUUAUGUAUUUCUAUUAUAUGAUUGCUGCAAUGGGUCCACAAUAUCAAAAAUAUAUUUGGUGGAAGAAAUACUUAACAACUUUCCAAAUGGUACAAUUUGUUGCUAUAUUCACACAUCAAUUUCAAUUGUUGUUUAGAGAAUGUGAUUAUCCUAAAGGAUUUAUGGUUUGGAUUGGUUUACAUGGAGUUAUGUUCCUAUUCCUGUUUUCGGACUUUUACAAAGCCAAAUAUACAAAUGCUGGACGUGGGGCUAAAGCAACAGCCCUCAAAGCUAAAAUGAAUGGCCAUACAAAUGGUUCGGUGUCGAAUGGAAGUGCGAAACAUGAAAUGAGUAAUGGAAGUAAUAAAGGUGCUUGUAUGCCCGUUAUGGAUGACGAUAACAGCAAUUGUACAGAAAAGACUUCAUUAAUAUCCCAAACAACAAAUGGACAUAUUGGAAAUGGAUACAAAAAUGGCUAUACCAAUGGACAUGCCUUCAAAAAUGGUGGCGCUGUAUCCUCGAAUACCAAUAUCAUAGGCGAUAGCAGUAGCUCUAGUCUGCAUCUAAGACAAGUCAAAUAACUAAAAUAUUUAUCUAGUAAACUAAGUUAAACUUACUUGUAUUUAAUAAUAAUUAUAAUAAAUUACAAUCAUAAUCAUAGUUCUAAAUGGUAUAAUUGUGUGGAACUUUUACCAUUUAAAAUAAUGGUGGUGUGGCCGGGAUUAGGCUUAUCAUUAUAAUCACCAUUACUCACACCCCCUAAAAUCACAAUUUGAUUUUUGUUUUUGUUUUAUUUUUCGAAAUUCAUCCAUGGCACAUGCAUACAAAAAAUCUUGUUUUUUUUAAAUUCACAAUGAAUUAUUGUUAAAAUUUACAUUAAAAAAAUUAUCUUUGUCUCACAUAAAUGUCAUUUAUCUUUUUUCCUCCUCUCGUAUAAUGAUAAAUUGUAUUUUUUGACUGUUCUACAAUAGAAAAUAAUUAUAAAAAUGAUAAAACAUUAUGAAUUACCAAAAAUUUAUAUAACAGAAAAAAAUCCACCACAAAGUGCAGAUGAUUUAUUAUUAAGAUUAAAAAAAAUAUAUGAAUUGUUUUUUGUUAGAGAUAUGAAAAAUGAGAAGAAAGAAAACACAAUUAUUUAAUUAUUAUAUUUUAUAAGGCAAAAGCUAUAUUCUAAAUGCUUAUAAUAUUAUUAUUGAUUUGUUGCUUUUGGUUGUUGUUUUUAUUGUUUUUAUGUUAGGCCAAUGCUUAAAAUGAUUAUAUUAUGAACAAAAAAAUUGGACUUAAAAUGAUUUUAAAAAUCAAUCUUUUUGAAAAAAAAAAAAUUAUUAAACAAAAAACAAAUACAUAACAAAAUAAAUUGCAUUUCUUUCUUUAUUUUGAUAUUUCUUAGUAAAAAAAAAUGUAUAGAAUGUAUGUCCACUUGUAUGUACAAUCAAGAAAUUUUAUUUUUUAGAAAAAGAAAAUUACAAGUAGUUUCUAUGUAGUAAUGUGCGAAAUAUUUUUCAUUUCGCUAGGGCGGGAGGGUGAUUUUGUCUUGUUAUUCAGGGAAUAUAAUUUUAUUUUAUUUUUAUUAAAAAAUAGGUUCAUAAAAAAAAAACUAAUAACAAAAAAAUAUUGAAACUAUAUUUGUGAGAAUUAUUAAAAUUUAAAUGGAAUGGAGGGAUAUAAUGUACACACCUACGUAUGAUUAUUUUUUUAAUAGUAAUUAUAUAAUAAUUAUGAUAAUGUAUAGUAAUUUCUUUUUACCUGUAUAAAUAAGUUACUAUGUAUCUUUAAAACAAAAAAAAAAACCUAAUUCUAAAUGAAAUAAGAAGUAAAGGAAGCAAAUAUAUU